UCAUCGCUCAGACGCUCAUCACAAGCAGUGUUAUACGUACUCAAAGGCUUUAUAAUUUGAUGGAGCUAGAGGAUAGCAUUUUAGAUUUCUCUGAUGAAGAGGAGAGCUUCGAGGAUGAUGAUGUUAAAAUGAAUGAUAUUGAGGAAGGAGAAUUGGUUGAGAGGAUUUCUAAGACUGGAUUAGAGGAAAGUGGUGAUGCAUGUGCUAGUUCGACUAAUCCCGUCUCAGGCAAUAAAAAUCAGAGACGCAAGAAAAACAAGAGGAAGAACAAGCGUAAGAGAGGUUCUUCGGGUCCAAAGGUCACAGAUAUUAACAGAUUUGUAUUGGAUGUCUGUAAACGCUUGAGAGAGCGGAAAUCUUAUCUCAUAUGGACUGCGGUUGGUUGCCUUGGAGUAUCUGCUUUGAGUGAUCUUGUCAAAGAGCUACCAGAGAUUGGCCAUUCUAGACUUUAUCUACCCCUUGAUCUCGGGUGAGAAAGAAUUACUCAGUGUUGCUAAGAGAUGCCUCCUGUUGAAGCCAUUUUCACUGCUUUCAGUACCAUGGACCUCUCUUCCAAGAUAGCUUCUGGCUAAACUACUUUGUGGUGUUCUAUUUAGGUUGAUUCUAAUGGUUUGCCUGUUUGCUGUUCUACCCUAUGGUAUGCACAUGGCAAUGCAAUAUGCAGAAAAUUUGCAUCUUCUUCCUCUUUCGCUUUUCCCUCCUUUUUUUCUCUUGUCGGAGUUAGAGAGGUGGUGGAGGAGUGUAGAAAGUGUUAUAGAAAGUGAGUUGGAUGAUAGCAAAAUGGUCAACGAGGAAGGGGGAUGGCGGCUUAAGGAUUAGAUGUAGGCGCUUUCCAAAUGUUGAAUUUACUAGUUAUUCCUAUUUGUCCCAAUGUGCUAAACGACUCCGCAAAAAUAAGAGCUCUGAGCUUCAGUGAUGAAAUUGACUGUGUGUUGAUUUGACAAAAUGUGGUCAUUAAUUGGUUGCCUCCCAAGUCAGUUAGAACCUUUUGCUUGCUGCCUUUCCUUUUUAUUUUGAUUGGAUUUUGACAGAAAGAGUUCCUUGGUGGCUUGGUUAGAAAAUUGCUAGAGCAUCAGUUGUGUGGGAAUUGCUUUAAUUUUUCUGAAGUUAACGAACACUCACAAGGAGAUGAUCAAAGUAGCGCUGUAUGGGGGUAUUAAUUAUGGAGAUGAAGUCUCUGAUCGAUUGGAUGUUUUCUUAUUUAUAUUGAAUGAACUUGUUGGAAACCCAUUGUUUUGUCUAGGUCUGUGGUUUAGUGUACUUAUAGACAGGAUUCAUCGUUUUUUGUCACAGUAAUAACUAUAAAUAAGAGCAUUGGAGAGAGAUUGUCUACCUUUGGGUUUGUUGGAGUAUGUGGAAGAUGUUUUCCCUGAUUUGUAUACUACAAAAAUAUAAAAAAUCACUCAUUAAACAGAAGUUGAAGGGAGUUUGCAGUGGGAUAUCUUUCUCAAACAAGAGUUUGCAUCAGGAUAUCUUGGAAGAGAAAUCUUAUAUCAUGUGAAAUGUAUACCAGCAAAUAAGUGUGAGGCCAUCCCUUUACUAGCCAUCUGGAGUUAUGGAUCACCCUAGUGCUUGCUUACUCUCUCUUUUCCCCCUACCAGUUCACCAUUUCUUUCCUAUUUUCUCUCUUGUUUAAAAGUUUCAGGGACUACACUUUCAGCCCCUUUCUAGGAAAGAUAUCAGUAAAUCUCUUUGUACAUCUUUAUCCCUGCUUAUUCUUCCACUCUAAAUUCUGUUUUUUUAAAGUUCGUCAUCCCUUCACCGGGCACCAUCAUCAUCGUUUCGUUUGUAGUCUUUACAUGGUCAUAAGCAGAGAGAGGCCCCCUUGGUAAUCUAUUGGUUUUUAGCUCAUUUCCUAGUUUUUCUAUCCUAAAUUUUCUAUCCUCUUUUUCACUCCUUCAUUAGUCUAUAUAUAUUUAUCUCUCUUCCAAGGUAAAAAAAAAAAAGAUUAAACAGAAAAGGGAAAAGGAAAAAAGAAAAGAUCAAAGCAAAGGCUAAAAUUAUGAAAACAGACUAAGCAGUGGAUUCUCCAACACAAAAUCACAGUCACCGAACAGAAAUAUGAGUUCAAAGCGAGGGCAACUGCUUAGGCAUAUACAAGAAAUCCAGACUUAAACCUUGGGUGCAAUUUGAUGAGCUUUUGCUAUUGAUAUCGGUACAACAUGCUAGACCAUAGUAAAAAUGAAAAAGGUGGAGAAAUGGCAAAUUUCUAUGAGUGAAUUUAUGAAAGAUAAAGGAGGGUUGGCAAGGGCAGAAGUAAGAGAAACAGGAGAGGAUGGGUAAGGAGGUCAAUUGGCAAGGGUUGAAGUAAGAGAAACCGGAGAAGAUGGGUAGGGAGGAACUGAUUAUUGAGAGCCACAGUCCAUAUGUCUAUCAAAGGAAAGGCCUCAUACAAGUUUUGCUGGUGUGUGACACCCUUAAUUUCUCAUAUUGGAAUGAUUCAGAGGCUCUUUUCUGUGAAUAUCCUGCAAAAGUGUAAAAUAUCAUCGUCCAAAUUUUUAAUUCUCUAGUUAAAGCUGUAUUUUUCAUUAUAGCGUUUGGACAUAGAUUUGGUUGAAACUUAAAAAAAAAUAGUUUUUUAAGAUGAAACGAAAAAUGGUUUUUGGAAGUUGAAAUUGUGUUUGGAUUUUACUCGUAAAGAAGUUGAAGUUUUGUGAGUAGAAAACUUCAAAAACUUGAAAAAUAGUCUAAACCACUUUUUGGAACUUGAAAAAUUCAUUCUCAAAAACUUCCCAAAACUGGUCACUUUUUAUAACCAAACAAUGUUUUCAAAAUAUUUUUGAAAAAAGUGAAAAACCUAUGGCCAAACGGGAGAGGGUAAAUUAUUCUAUUGAAUGUUCAAUCGGCAAUUGGACGUGUUUGGUUGUACUUAACUAGCAGCGAAUUGCUGGCAUAUGGCUGUUGCAUGUGAGGGUCUGGUGAGUAUGUUUUUUGCAUAGUUUUUUUGAUAAGUGAACAAGUUAGGCCAGAAUAGAACUAAGUUCUGGAUUUUGGCAAAGGCAUAGCUUCUGAGUUUUAUGAUUGGAAAUGACAAUUUUUCUCCGGAGCCUAUUUGCUUAUGAAGAUGAUAUUUGCCUGUCCCAAAAAAAAAAAAA
This is a messenger RNA of Nicotiana tabacum (common tobacco), 3095 nucleotides long. The record is from RefSeq and is a predicted model, not a curated record. NCBI's taxonomy places the organism in Eukaryota, Viridiplantae, Streptophyta, Magnoliopsida, Solanales, Solanaceae.